Messenger RNA from Indicator indicator, 1116 nucleotides. It is a transcript of the gene SNX21, whose product is annotated as sorting nexin family member 21. Gene Ontology annotation, cellular component: early endosome membrane. The transcript is spliced from 3 exons. The record is from RefSeq and is a predicted model, not a curated record. Gene Ontology annotation, molecular function: protein binding; phosphatidylinositol phosphate binding. NCBI's taxonomy places the organism in Eukaryota, Metazoa, Chordata, Aves, Piciformes, Indicatoridae. Bases 1 to 1116 code for a protein of 371 amino acids. Gene Ontology annotation, biological process: protein transport.
AUGGCAGCGCGCAUCCUACACCGGCUGCGGCACGCGCUGUCCGGGGAAGGCUCCCGGGAGCAGCAGGCACACGGCGGCUGCGAGGCCGAGGACUUCCCGGAGAGCUCGGAGCUGGAGGACGACACGGAGGGGCUGUCGACGCGCCUCAGCGGCACCCUGAGCUUCACCAGCCAGGAGGAGGAGGAGGAAGAGGAGGAGGGGGAAGAAGAGGAGGAGGAGGGUGCCGGAGAGGAGCUGGUGGAGCCGCCGCAGCCGACCGGGGCAGCAGCGGGUGCAGAGGACGGAGGCAGGUGCCGGGGUCCGGCACAGCGUCCCGGCGGCAGCCUCCUGACUCGGCAGCUGCAGGAGCUCUGGAGGAGGUCCCGGGGCAGCCUGGCACCGCAGCGGCUUCUCUUUGAGGUCACCAGUGCCAGUGUGGUCAGCGAGCGCUCCUCCAAGUACGUGCUCUACACCAUCUACCUGAUCCGCUCCGGCCAGUUCGACAAGGCCCCCGCCGCCAUCGCCCGGCGCUACUCAGACUUCGAGCGGCUGAACCGCCGCCUGCGCUGCCGCUUCGGCUGUGACAUGGCCGACAUCGCCUUCCCUAGGAAGAGGCUGCGCCGCAACUUCACCGCCGAGACCAUUGCCAAGCGCAGCCGAGCCUUCGAGCAGUUCCUGUCCCACCUGCACUCCAUCGCCGAGAUCCGCCGCUCCCCCGAGUUCCUCGAGUUCUUCUUCCUGCAGGACCUGCGUGCCGCACAGCGCCUGACCUGUACCGGCAUGUACCGUGAGGCCCUGGCCACCUGGGCCAAUGCCUACCGGCUGCAGGACCGGCUGGGGGUCUGUGGCUCUGGCCGCUUCCUCCUGACGCUGGCCGGGCUGGCUGUGUGCCACCAGGAGCUGGACCAGCUGGGGGAGGCUCACAGCUGCUGCGAGCAGGCGCUGCAGCUGCUGGAGUCCCAGGGCAGCCACCCGCUGCUGGGGCCCUUUCUGCAGGCCCACAUCCACCUUGCCUGGAAGGUGGGCAAGGACAAGCGGCACUCGGAGGCACGGCUGCAGGACCUGCGGGAGGCUGGACCCCCGCUGCAGCAGCAGCCCACCCUGAAGGAGUGCCUGAUCAAGGAGCCACUGGACUGA